ACGUUUACAACUGAGACGGGUCUCCCCAUUGGCCGUCAUUUUACACAUGACUUUUUUUCCUCGCCGCUCACAGGACUGAAGUAGAAGUAGAUUAGACUGCAGUACCCAUUUCAAACACCAGGUGUCAGAGUUAAAUACUGCUCCUUUAAUAACUUAUUGGUUUAUUUGGAUGAACUUCUGCAGCCUCUUCUCACCAGAAUAAAGGCUUUAACCUCUUUCCUGUUUACUUACCUGUUUAUCCUCUCCUGUCCUCUGAUUGGUUUAGAGCCCUGUCCGUCGUUGCUGCUGCAGAGACACAUGGCGGAGCUGCUCAGCAUGGACAAAGACAUGGCCGCCUCUUUCCUCAACAGCGUCCUGAACCAGCUCAACUGGGCGUUCUCCGAGUUCAUCGGCAUGAUCCAAGAGAUCCAGCAGGCUGCAGAGCGUCCAGAGAGAAACUUUGUGGACACUCGUCAGCUGAAGGUGUGUGCGACCUGCUUCGACCUGUCCGUUAGCCUGCUGCGCGUGCUGGAGAUGACGGUCACUCUGGUGCCUGAGAUCUUCUUGGACUGGUCCCGCCCCUCUGCAGAGCUGCUCCUCAGACGACUCGCUCAGCUGCUGAACCAGGUGUUGAACAGAGUGACCGCCGAGAAGAACCUGUUUGAUCGAGUCGUCAACCUGAGACUGCCAGGUCUGGAGAGUGUAGACCAUUACCCCAUCCUGGUGGCUGUUACGGGGAUUUUGGUUCGGAUCCUGGUGGACGGAGACCGACAGGGGUAAGACUUGUUUCUUAUUUUUGUGUUUGUUUGUCCACGCUGGAUUUUUACCCACAAUGCACCUGAGCUUUGGUGUGUUUGUGUGAGUGUAAUGGGUGACACACAUCACUCUUUGUUUGCUGCUUGGAGAAAAUUCUUUUUUCUGAUCGUUUGCUCAUAAUCGGUCGAAGCUGGUUUCAUGUUGAUGUUUCUCAAGGCUGCAGGAUUAUUUGAACGGUUCAUUGGUC
Messenger RNA from Labrus mixtus (cuckoo wrasse), 982 nucleotides. Its product is annotated as E3 ubiquitin-protein ligase RNF123-like. The transcript is spliced from 5 exons. Bases 298 to 759 code for a protein of 153 amino acids. Gene Ontology annotation, cellular component: cytoplasm. Lineage: Eukaryota; Metazoa; Chordata; Actinopteri; Labriformes; Labridae. The record is from RefSeq and is a predicted model, not a curated record. Gene Ontology annotation, molecular function: ubiquitin-protein transferase activity.